ACGUUGGUCCAGUAUUAACAACAGAUGACCCUGAAGUGGCAAAACAAACUGUAAAUUCCCUUAGAGCACACGAUGGUGGUGAUUGCCCAGAAAUGGGCAUGAGUGGUCUUUAUUUAGCUCUUCUUAACAGUCUACCUAACUCUGAUGUAUAUUACUUUUCUGAUGCAGCCGCCAAAGAUGCCCAUUUAGUGUUCUCUGUGAUAUCAAUCGCAUUGCAAAAAAAUGUAGAAUUAAUUUUUUUAUCAGUGGUAGCUGCCGUAGUCGUAGGCGAAGAAGCUUAACAGAGCAGGAGGUGUAUGAAAAACUAGCCAGUGCAACCGGAGGACAGCUCAUAGAGUAUUCAAAGUCUAACAUUGACGAAGCUAUCAAGCUUAUUCGCCCCGCAAAUAUUUCUGAAGGAAAUUCGUCGUUUUCAGAGGAAGUCUCGUUGAUGUCUGUUGAAUUUAAUACCUAUCACCUAGUAACGAAAUUCUACAAUGUUCGAAGUGAUUCUACCAUUUCUACAAUUACAGCUGUAUUAAGUGCUAGAGGAAAUACCAAUAUUAAAGUAGUUCCACCUCAAGGUACAGUGAUAUCUAAACACGAAGAAACCAACACCAACUAGCAUACUAACGCAUGCACAUGCAGACUAUAAUGCUUGUAAUAUUGUGGCAUUGCUCGUCAACCCUCAGCAUCAGGACCGUAGACAGGGGGGGGGGGCGUCAGCCACUCCCCAAUAAUUUGUGAACUAGCGAUAAUCUGUAAAGUUUGAGAGAGGGAAAUAAUGACCUAAUAAUCACCUCUGACUUAUCAGCCCCCCCCCCCCCAAAUACAAAAUUGCUUCCUAUAUACGAUAGUGAGCAUAUACCAGAAUUUACCAGAUUGGCAGAUUAAACAUCACUCGAACGGCGGGGGUCAAUCAUCCCAAGAAAGAUUUAGAAGUGCACAUUUCGACAAGGACAGAAUGUGGCGCAUAUUAGAUACUUGAAUAGCUAGGAGAGUCCUGGGACAUGCUUUCCCGGAAAAUUUUGAAUUUUAGAAGUCCAGAAUGACCAUUUCCCAUGCCUAAUUUUAGUGUGCAGUGAUACUGAAAAGUAAAAUGUGCAGGUGAUAAAAUGUAAAAUGUUUCUUUAGAAAUUGAUUGUGUUGAUAGUUUAUAAACAUGGCAAUAUUUCAGCAUAGCGGGACUGAAUCGUCGGGCUGGCUACGCCCACUCGUCAUGCAAAAAUAACAGAUACCAAACUUUAUCUGUUAUGUUUUAGACGGCAACGGAACAAUAAAUACGAUCUCACAGACAGCGACUUUUUAUUCUGUUCGUGUUAUAAUGCCUACGGCUGGUGUAUGGAGCUUUACCGUAAGUGCAGCUGGACCACUUACAUUUCAAGUUACAGCACAAAGUACUUUGGCCUUUACAACAUCUCUUGAAAAGGAGGAAUAUUCUAGCACCUUUGAGAAGAUCCUUGUUCCAAUAGCAGGCAACCCAAUUAAAGGUAGGAGCUUUUAAAACUUUAAUUGCGUUGUAUAGUAAGUAAUUGAUAAAUCCAAACAACUCAUGAAGAUAACUGAAUAAUAACACAUAAAAAAUUAACACAAACAAUGUGUCAAUUGUAGCCAUGUGUGUUUUUAAUGUUUUGAAAGAUAGAUGCCCCAGCUAAAAAUAUUUUUGAGCGUCACAAUUGAGGUCAGUCCCAAAAGAGAAGGGUCUGUGUCACAUAUACACUUGAAAGGGUCUUGAAAUGUUUUUCUUUGUUUCCUUGUUCCCAAAAGAUUUCACCACGUUCCUUUGUUCUCUUGAUUUUUCGGCUUAAUUUAAUCCUAUUAUUAUUUAUUAAUAUUUUGCAAUUCUUCCCUUGUCCCCUACAGAACCCCUAUAGGAGACCCUUAUACAAUUUGACACGUUUUGGUCUAUUUAAACAUCUAAACUAUAUGUGCAAGAAUUAAGUAAUUACUAUAACGUCUUCCUUAAUUUAAGAUUUAUGUAAAAUUCAAAUAUUUAUUCGAAAUGUCCAAGAGAAGUCGCGAUAUAAACCGAGGCCCCGUUUACAUGCACUAUACGGAUUACUUUGCAUACGGUAUUAUUUUUCACUCCAAGUAGAAAAUAAGGGUGUUUACAUAAUGACGCUUCGCUCUGUUGCCAGCUCAUGUCUUUCACUGUCGCCAUGGAAACAAGUAACAUUUUUUGCCAAUAUGCUAAACUGAUUUAUUAAAACAAGAAGUAACACACUUCUUCUUUGUAAAGUAUAACUUUGUUUAAAAUGCUUGACCACCAGACGUUGCUUCUUUUCUCUCUAAUCCAAAAUUGACGAGCAUUUCAUUAAAUUUCGCUCUUUCGAAAGUAAGUCGUUUUCUUUAUUUGUCUUUGGCAGAAAUAGUAAAUGGUUGUAAGGCGAAACAAACAACAGCUAUAAUGUAUUGUUAAAGCGAGCAAAUAAAAGCGACAAUGUUAAAACAUACACGCCAAAUCCCAUUUUGUACCGAAGCGUAACGGAUGGCCUGCUUAUACACAGCUCCGGCACAUACCGGAUUACUUUUCAUAUCACCUUCAAAGCGGAUUUUUACUCCGCGUCGCGUACCGGAUUACUGUGGCGUAGUGUAAACAGCAGCCGAAUCCGGUAUGAAAACGCAACGCUCUGAUGCAAUCUGGUAUAGUGUAAAAGGGGCCACACAAUCGCACGUUCUUGUUGGUUAACAAACAAUUGUUCAAGUUCAAAAUAUUAAAGUUCAGCCAGAGAGUUUUAGGUGAGUGUUUUUUGUUUGUAGUUUGAUUUUCUGCUUUUGUUUUAAGUAAGUGGAUUGUAGACUCGUUUGUAUUUACAAAGCGAGCCACCGACCAUUUUGUUUUGUUUUUCAAAUCAUUAAUUGCACUCGCCAUAGUUAAUAGAGGAGAUGGUUUGGAAACUCAUUAGCACUACAAUAAACCUCACUAUCUAUAUGUUUUUGUUCAGGUUUAUGCAAAAAUGUCGUCUUUCAUCGUCACGUGCGUAUUGUAUUUUUGCUCAACCAGCCAAUAGCAACGGUUUUGUCCAAUUGCCCAUCCAUGACUUUAACAAUAGGACAUUUUGAACAUUCCUAUUGGUUGACUUGAGAAAAAUACAAUACGCACGUGACGAUGAAAGACCACAUUUUUCCAUACUGCCUGAACAACAUAGAUAAGGAGGUUUAUUGUGAUUUUAUUGUAAUGCUAACGAGUUUCCAAACCAUCUCCUCUAUUAGACACCUUAAGAUUGACGUUUAUUUUAUUUUCGCCUAACCGCAAACCGCGGUUUGCCGUUUGCGGUUUCACGCCGUUUGCCGUACUUGCAAAUAUGAAAUUAAGAUUGACGUUUUUCUUCGCGUUUAAUUUUUUCCGUCGAAACUAUAGGAUCCAUUUGAAUUGUGCCAUCCUGUCAAAAAAAAAAUAAAUUUCACCACCAAUUUGUUAAAAUGAAUUGAAAUAUGAAAGUAUAAAUGUAAGUAAGAAAUAUGCAAGUAUGUUUAAACACGGACUGUGAAAAGGUCAUCAAUGACUUUGAACUUGCUUUAUCGUGAAUGUUCAAAUGUAAACGUUUAUUAAUCAAAACGUUUCAAAACACGACUUAAAAUAAACAAAUCUCAAUUUAAGAAAUCUAUCAUACCAAAAUCGGCCACAAAAUAUUGAACUGACAAUCGAAAUUUUCAUGUUUGUUUAGUUAAUUAACCCAAAUAAAUUAGAGAGUCAAUACGCCUUUUCGGGGUUCGCGAUGCCAUCUUGAAAGUAUUGUUUUCGCUAUUGUGCUUGCCCCACUUGCAAAUUUACCUAUAGGGAAUUACUAGGAAUUCCAUUGUUUUCACUAUUGUGUUUGCCCACUUGGCAAGAUGGCGUCGCGAACCCGGAAAAGGCGUAUUGAGCGCCAUGUUGUCUAUAUAUCGAAUUAAAAGCACUCAGAAUAUGAAAAAUUUCCUGUUAAAAACAACUUUUAUCCAUCCAAAUCAAAUAUAAGAUGUAUAUUUGUCUUAAUAUAUGUCAUAUACGUGCAAUGAAGUAAUAACAGUUGAAUAAAAUGCCGAGGUAAAUCACUUACCUGUAGAAUGCACUCUUGAGGUUUAAAACGCGAGCGAUUUACGGCAAACGUGACGGCAAGCUCCUGGUCACGUGGUUUCUAGCGGUUAGACGUUUGCGAAAAAUACGUCAAUCUUAAGGUGUCUAAUAACUAUGCACUCACCAGGAGUGCAAAAAUUGCACUCCUCUUAACCAAUCACAUUGCAGUAAUUUUGUAAUGUAUAAUUAAAUUAAAGUUGCUAGUAUACCAACAAUUGUUGACAAUCUUAAAGUGUUUGGGAGUACAUUUUUUCUUCCUUGUUCGACCGCCCCUCAUUAAAAUCUUUUUGACCAAUUAUGCAGGAACAUCGUUAUACGUGACGGUAGAACCAACAGAAGACGCAUUGCAAGCCAACAGAAACAUCACGGGGUACUUAAUAGAUACGACGGGAGAUCGUUUGGAAAGUUUCGAAUUACAACAAGGACAAGAGUUCUAUAGUAGCUCGUAUUUUGGUUUGGUUAAAUUGAACCACAAUGCAUUUAAAAUAAUGUAUUUUGGCUACAAUAAAAAUGGAGAAACCAUCCAGCGUCUGCUAUCUCGAGUGAUCAGACCCCAAGAAUUUGAGGUCGAAAUAUCUGUGCAGAACAGCAGUUUGAGUUUAACACCAAACGAAACAACGUCGAUUAUUGUACUUCUCAAAAACCACGGUUCGAGAAACACCUUCUCAAUUUUGGCGUCCGAUGAUAAAUCAUUCGUUGCUUCAUUUUCACCCAAGAUUGUCACUGUGGGAAGCAAUGAUUCAGUCGAUAUCCACAUUGAUUUUUUUGCUCCUGCUAACACAAAUGAUAGUACGACUACAUCAGUGUCAGUUUCGGCCUCAAUCCAGUCUGCAUUUACAGUUGAUCUUGCAAAUUUCCUCUCGUUUGAAGUUUCAGUUUUCUCAAAG
This is a messenger RNA of Paramuricea clavata, 4923 nucleotides long. Lineage: Eukaryota; Metazoa; Cnidaria; Anthozoa; Malacalcyonacea; Plexauridae. The record is from the annotation of a GenBank genome assembly.